Messenger RNA from Adineta ricciae, 4722 nucleotides. The record is from the annotation of a GenBank genome assembly. NCBI's taxonomy places the organism in Eukaryota, Metazoa, Rotifera, Eurotatoria, Adinetida, Adinetidae.
AUGGACGAUCAACUCAUCGCGUCAGACAAUACCGAUGAUGAUCAAGCCCAAGGUGAUGGAUCAUCUUCUCCAAGUAGUUCGGACGACGAAAAUAUUCAUCCUUUAACACGUUCAUUAACAUCGUUCUUAUCAACGGAAGAUAUUGAUAAAUGUCUCUAUGUGACAAAUAUUAAUUGGCGACGACGAUUUUCGAUUCGUCUAUCAAAUGGUCAAUUAAAUGAUUUAUCGUACGAACGUCGCGAACGUGUCUAUUCCGCAAGUUCAACUGAUCAGAUCAAUCUAAAUCGAGCCAAUCCGUUGUACCUAUCACGUUACCGGAAUUCUUGUUGGUUCCGUUGUCGAACAGCAUCAUCUUCAUCAUCAUCGUUUGAUGAAUAUAAUUCAUCAGAUUUGAACGAAAAGUUCGCUUCAUUCAAUUCCACACAAACAGCAUAUGCCCGUUUGAAACGCUUUACUGAACGAUUACUUGAAUUGGAGCGGAAAGCACACGAAAGCGUUUUUACUAACAAAUACAAUCAUAAGACUUCAUCGAAAACAGACUCGUCUGUAGAUACUAAAGCCCAACAAGAGACGAAUCGAUCAUUUCAAUCAGCGAAAACAAAUUCUAAACUCAAACUUCGUCGCGUUCAAAGUCAUCCACAAGUAGUCAAAAUCAAGCCUCUCCAUGCUGAAUCAAUACGGCAAGUGAAAACUAUGUCUACGAUCAAUGUCCUACCCAUGGAAUCGUCAUCAACACGCCGCUCUUCAUGUGUAACAUAUCCGGUAAACAAUGAAACAAUUCCUCAAGAAAAAGCAGCUCCAGUCGCCAAGGACAAGAACAUUUCCUUUCAAGUUAGCUCGACGAAAAUCAAUCGGAAAGUUGAAGUUAAAACUAAACAAGAAGAUAAAAUCUGUACAAAAAAUAAUCAAACUUCAUCGCCAACGAUAGUCACUCGAAUCAUCAAAACACAACCAGCGACGUCACCACAUCAUGUUAGUGUUCAACAGCAGCCAAGAUCGUCAGUGACAGACAGUUCGAUACACCGUGUUCGAGUUAGUGUCAGUUCAUCUCCUCAAGGAAAUGAAUUGACGAGAAGUUCUUCAAGUCAAUUUGUUUUUCCAGAACCUUCCAAACCAACUUCAAAUCACGAAUCGUCAACAAGCAACGAUGAUUCCUAUUCCAAAAUGAUCUCAAAUUUUGUUUCAGAAAAUCUUGCCGAAUCAUCGAAAUUGGACGUCGAAGAAACGUUCGAUCGUCGACCUUUGCUUGAUCUAAUCAGUGAAUUAAAUCGUCGACAUACAUUAAAUCAAGCUCCAGUAAUUCCUCCACUUGAUAGAGCACAAUCAAUCGAAAGACGAGCAGAUACACCAUCGCCAACCGAUAUUCUUCCGCCGAAACCUCUCAGUCCUUUUCGGCCGGUGAUUGUUCAUAAGAAAUAUCAAGAACCUAUUGGGCGAUUUGAAUUCGUGGAUGGUAGUGGUGAUUCAACACCAACGCUGAGUCGACAGAAUAGUCGGGCUUCAGUGACACGCAGUCAUACAUUCAACACCUCAACGAACAACACUUCAAAUUUGAAGAAGAUACCUUUGAAUGAAAUGAAACCAACAGAUGAUUCGACGUGUCAAUCAACGCCUGAAUUGAGUUGUUCGAACGAAAGAGAACGCGAAAGAACUGAGCCGACAAUUCAGAUUGAAGAAACUUGUGGAUUAUCAACGAGUGGUACUAUUCUAAGUAGUACAUCACUCACAGCACUGACUCCUACGUCGAGUGGAACGAUUGACGACAAGAACGAGACAUCACAUUCACCGCCGUUAAUUCGAGCAACCACGCCUGCUCCUAAUGAUCGAUCAACACAAUCGAAUUUUACCUUUUAUGGAGUUCGACGUCAUCAUUCCGCACCACAGCAAGAGUGUCGUUGGCAACAGGCCAAACGAAAAGCCAUUGCCAUGCAAAUGUACGAUACCGAGAAAUCCUAUGUUGAAGCGCUGAAAAACCUCGUGACGAAAUAUUAUUUACCCAUGAAAGAUAAAGCUGUUAUUUCGAAUGAUCUUGUCAAUGAUAUUUUUUAUAAAGUUCCCGAAAUCCAUAUUCAUCAUACGGCAUUCUUGAUCUCGCUGUCACAGAGAUUAUCUCAAUGGGAUAAUAAACAAACUGUGGGUGAUCUUCUUUUUCAGAUGUUUACCCGAACAUCAGUCAUCGAGACGUACACAAGUUUUGUUAAUAAUUAUAAAACAGCUCAAAUUGCCAUUCGUCUCUGUCGUGACUCGUCGUCGUUUAAUAAAUUUCUCGAACAACAAGCGCGAAUUCAUCGUGGCCGAUUAACGUUACGCGAUCUGAUCAUUCAACCGGUGCAACGUAUUCCAAGAUAUGAACUAUAUAUCAAAGACUUUCUCAAAUGUACAAAUUCAAAUCAUGCAGAUUAUCCACUAUUGCUUAAAGCACAAUCGGAAAUUCAUUCGCUAGCUGAACAAAUUGAUCAAGUACAGAAAGAUGUUGGUUCAACUGAAUUAACCGUAACGAACAACUCACUCGAAGUUGUUCAAGAAAUGAUCGAAAACUUAACUGAUUUAGUCAAUGCUGAUCGAUACUAUAUCCGUCAUGAUGUGGUUACCAUUCAAUCGCCAUCGGGAUUGAAAAAAGAUCGAUGUAUCUUUUUAUUCAAUGAUUUGAUAAUCAUUACAAGUUGUAAGCGAAGAAGUGGAACAUUAACAAAGAAGCCGACAUCUUCGGUGAUUAUAAAUUCACCUUCAGGAAAACAAUACAUUGACAAUGCAAAACAUAAAUUAAUUAUGAAGAUUUCAUUGGAGAGUGUCGAUCUAGCUGCAGAUCAUGUAAAGAAACGAGGAACACCGCCAACCAUAGUUAAAUCUCACUCCACUGCCAGUUCAGGCGGAGAGAAAUAUCGUCAUUUAGAAGACGAUGUUGUCACUCUCGGACAAAUGAGUGAUUUGGCUAAAACGAUCACUGUUCCUCAUCAACAUCUAGACGAGUCGUUAAGAGAAACUCUUCAUGUAAUCAACAAACACAUCACUGACGAAACAUCAUCCGUAUCAAGUGUACGAACCACAAGUCCGGAACCAACGACAACAGAUAUUUUGCAACAGAAAUCCAAUAAUAUUCAACUAAUCAUGCAUACACCAGAACGUACGGAAACGAUUGAUGUUAUCUUUUCGUCUGCCGAACAUCGAGCAACCUGGCAAAAGAGCUUUCUUGAAGCGAAGAAAGCUCUUUUCGAAGCUGCAACGGGCCGACGAAAUAUCAGUUUUCAGCAUGUUCUAACACUUCCACAUAGCCGCCCAGGAAGUCAAUUUUCUUGCGGUGCGCCUCGUUUAUCAUUAGGUGAUAUUUGUAUUUGUAAUUCCGAUGGUCAAGUAUGUUUGGUUAACGUUCAACCUAAUGUAACAAUAAAAGCCUGCAAUACAGUGAUAUCAUCACGUAUUAAUUGUGUUGCUUAUGUUCCAUCACACAAAGGUCGACGAACGGGAAGUAGUAUAAAGCAUCGUCAUCAUCAACAUAAACAAAAACAUCAGGAAGAUGAUGAAGGAGAACGACAAGAAGAUAAACACGAAGAACAUUUGUUGAAACAAGAAGCAGGUUUAACAAUGAAGAAUUCCGAUGUGCCCACAACUGUCGAAUCAUUUUUUGACAUCGAUUCGAGUGAUGACGAAGAUACAUCGACGAUCAAUAACGAAGAUGUGUUCUCAAUCGAUUCGACAACGCCGUCACAACAAUGCAUUUUACUGGAAAGUGACCUUCCUAAUGAACAACAAGAUACAAGAGAAGCUACGAUGUGGUUAGGCACCGAUGAUGGAAUAAUUCUAAUCUUUCAAUGUACAGAGACGAUGAAAACAGUUGCAAGAAAGAGUCGCAUUGUUAAACAACUUGGAUCUCCGAUUCAUUCCAUCUUAUAUACCGACAACAAAGUCUUCGUUGCGCUGAGUCAUGGUGAACUAUGUGUUUUUCGGCGAGAUUUAAGUGGCCAUUGGGAUUUAGAUUGUCCAACAAUUCGAUCUAUUGAAGAAGACGCUCUUCGAUGUGGUGGCGGUGGUGGUGGUAAUGGACAUCAUGAUAUCGAUGAUGGAGAUAACGUUGAUCCUAUAUCUGUCAUGGCCUUGGCUGCUGGAAGAUUAUGGUGUGCUAUACGCGAUCGUAUAUUUGUCGUAUGUCCAAAUUCACUCAACGUCGAACAUUCAUUUCUUGUUGACGAUUGUCAUCGUCAUGUGUGUAGUAUUGCUCCAGGAGGGUCAUCGAUGCAUCAUGUUUGGAUAGCAUCUCAAGGUUCACAUGAAAUUCGUCUUUAUCAUGCAACACAUUUUGUCUGUCUAUUGGAAACAAGUAUUCGAACUGCAGUAACACAAAAAUUGCAAGUAUGUGAUGAUAUUAUUCGAGCUCAUAAAUUAGGCUGUCUAAGAGUCAGUGCUCUUCAUAUAUGCAAAGAAACACUCUGGGUUGGAACAAGUGCAGGUGUAUUGCUUAACAUCUCUGUUCCACAACUACUCGAUUCGGGCAAUAACAAAUUAACUGCCAGUUCAUUGCACUUGAAAAGUCUAUCGUUUGGUCAUGCGGGACCUGUACGAUUUAUCCUUUCAACAGAUACAACGGUUGUCUCUUCUGCUGAUGAUAGUACAAAUAUGAAAACGAUUGUCUUGAGUAUCGGAGAUGGUUUUGAAGAUUACGCAACUAAUGAUGAAACAUUGGGCAAAGAUGAUGCACUUCCUCAUGUGAUAGUUUGGCAACUAUGA